AUGGAUGAACACAACAAGUAUCAACAAACAGAAGAUAAAACGCACAAGAAAGAUGCGAAGGAGCAACGACAAACCUACCACUACGACAGUCACCGUUCUAAGAAGGGCUUCUCCGUCAGGGGAAACGACGAGGGCAGCUGCAGCGAAGAACGUUCUUGUGAGGGCUAUUCUGCACUGCGAGGCGACAGCGGGGGGAGCGCCAACUCGGGAAUGUCUACACACGGACACAGCAAUUGGCACAGUAACGGGCGCCGCAAAGUGGGAAUUAAUUCAGGCACAGAACGGCCCAUACAUUCGAUCCGUGCCGAUAAACGCACCAGGAGCAGUCGGGAAGAUGCCCCCAGCCAUCGCAUAUUCCUUGUGAGGAGAUCAAGCUGUGUCAACCCCCCAAGUGAUACACGCGUAGGUGCAAAGCGAUGGCUCCUCCACGAUUCCUGCAGAAAAGAACACUCAUCAUAUGAGGCGAGGAUUCGCAGGACGUACGAGAGGCCACCUCACAUCGAGCUGUCCAUACCUCCAACGGAUCGAAAUGGGAACAGAAAAAAAAUUCAAAGGAGGUAUACCUCCCACCCCAACGUAAGUGGAACACCCCAUGAAGUUACGCCUGUUAGAAAGUUACCACGGAGUCGAUUUGCCCAUAAAGACGAUGCGAUUAAAAUAAAGAGGAGAGAAGUACCAGCCCAGUGGAGACAACACCAUUUAGGUGAAAACGCCAAGGUAAAAGGUGGCACAGUGGUUGGGCUGGCGAAAUUAUCGAACUUGUACAAAUGGAGCGACGACUACCACAUGCAUAGCAGUACGCGGCAUGCUACAUUCCACAAGGAUGGCCACCCCCCUAAGACGGGAAAGGCCACCAAACAGAAGCACAAGACAAAGAGGGUUGCUUCUAAAGAGGGAUAUACCUUCAAAGGGGAGGAGGAGGACAGGAAGGACAAGGACCGUCCCGACAUGAGCAAUACCCCCUGUGGACAUAAAUUCUAUCAGGUCAAAUUCCUAUGCCAAGCAAAGGGCUACGAUCUGAAAAAAAUAAGUCUCGUGUUCGAUGUCAAGAAGAUAAGAUACGUCUUCCACGAUAGAGACAACAUUUUGUGUGCAUUCCUAACGCCAGAAAAAAGUACGAAAUAUUUCUGCAACUUGGAGGACAUUGGUAACAUAGACAACCUUAAUUUUAUCAGAGACGUCACUCCUUCGGACGCUGAAUACAUUGUGUUUAUCUUUAUCAAUGGCUCUGUAGUCAUAUGGCACAACUUCCCGAACUGUUACAGAAAUGAUGUGUUCAUCAAUAACAUUAUCGUGUUUUUAAAUUCCUACUCCGAUGAGCUGUUGCCCGGGCAUGUGGUGCAGGAGGAUAUGAUGUAUUACCAUGAGUGGUGGGCAGAAGAAGAAAAACACCGUCCAGGUUUGUCUGCCCCUUCGGAGCGGUUCCUCUCCCCGUCCUGUGUAGACCCCCCCCUGAUCAGCGGGGGAGUUAUCCACCUGCGCAGCGGCUCCCUGGAACAGAAACUCACCGUGUCUUUCGCCCUCUCGCAGUCCAUUCGCCUCGACGUGCACGAAAUGCUGAUGGAUAUCACCAUCAACAAGCUCUUCAUCAUAUCGAAGCAGAUUGCCAGUCGGGGCACCUGCACCAUUUCCAAGCAGGAAGUGUCGAGGAUGCUUAAUGUUUACUCUAGCAUAAUUAACGUCAACGCGGUACAGGACUUCCUAGAUGUCCCAGAGUACUUCUGGAAUAAGGUGCAAUACGAGCACGCGUGGUUCGAGAUUUACGCAUACCUGGAGAUCCCCGACCGGAUCAAAAUCCUAAACAAGCGCUACAACUACUACAAGGAUUUCCUCAAGGUGAUAAAAACGGAGGGUUAUAACGACAAAACGUUCCACACCUACCGGGUCAUCGUCCUGCUGCUCUUCAUACACGUGUGCGCGCUUAUUCUUAACGAUCUCUUUUUCGCCCAGUGA
Messenger RNA from Plasmodium inui San Antonio 1, 1953 nucleotides. RefSeq lists its product as hypothetical. The record is from RefSeq and is a predicted model, not a curated record. Lineage: Eukaryota; Apicomplexa; Aconoidasida; Haemosporida; Plasmodiidae. The transcript is spliced from 2 exons. The coding region runs from base 1 to 1953 and encodes 650 amino acids.